Messenger RNA from Labeo rohita (rohu), 3147 nucleotides. RefSeq names its product transmembrane anterior posterior transformation 1a (gene tapt1a). Gene Ontology annotation, biological process: positive regulation of cilium assembly; maintenance of protein localization in endoplasmic reticulum. The transcript is spliced from 15 exons. The record is from RefSeq and is a predicted model, not a curated record. Bases 10 to 1779 code for a protein of 589 amino acids. Gene Ontology annotation, cellular component: ciliary basal body; endoplasmic reticulum membrane. Lineage: Eukaryota; Metazoa; Chordata; Actinopteri; Cypriniformes; Cyprinidae.
ACAGCGAAGAUGGCGGAUUCGCUGUGUGGCGGGAUGUCAGACGAAAAAGAUCCUGAAAAUGACGACCAGAAAGGGGUAAAAUGUUCCUGGGCUGCUGCGGCUAUAUCGAGUAAGACAAACGUCUCUGGGUCGGCGGCGAAAAUGACGGAAACUCUUGGAUUUUAUGAGAAACCUGCCGUUAAAGACGAGCAUCAUGAGCAUUCAGACUCGGAUGACACUGAUGAGCCGUCUCUGCUGAGGUUCAUGUGUGCAGAGCUCACCAGGGGCUACUUCCUGGAGCACAAUGAGGCCAAAUACACUGAGCGGAGGGAAAGGGUGUACACCUGCAUGAGGAUCCCCAGAGAGCUGGAGAGGCUGAUGAUCUUCGGGAUCUUUCUGUGUCUGGAUGCCUUUCUGUACGUGUUCACCCUGCUGCCCCUGAGAACUUUACUGGCCUUUCUGAGAUUGCUGACGAUACCCUGCUGCGGCCUUGGCGCUAAUGUUUGCCCUUAUUGCAGACGGAGCAGUGGCUCUCGGUUCCUGCAGCCGGCUCAGGUGUGUGACCUGCUGAAAGGUUUGAUAAUGGUGCUUUGUUACUCCAUGAUGCACUAUGUUGACUAUGCCAUGAUGUACCACCUGAUCCGUGGCCAGUCUGUCAUCAAACUCUACAUUAUCUACAACAUGCUAGAGGUGGCAGACCGUCUCUUCUCAUCAUUUGGACAAGACAUUCUAGAUGCUCUCUACUGGACAGCCACUGAGCCAAAGUCAAGAAAGAGAGCCCACAUUGGAGUGAUUCCUCAUUUUUUCAUGGCUGUCUUCUAUGUCUUUCUGCAUGCCAUUCUCAUCAUGGUCCAGGCCUCUACACUAAAUGUGGCCUUCAACUCGCAUAACAAAUCUCUGCUCACCAUUAUGAUGUCCAACAAUUUUGUGGAAAUCAAGGGAAGUGUGUUCAAGAAGUUUGAGAAGAACAACCUCUUUCAGAUGUCCAACAGUGAUAUCAAGGAGCGCUUUACCAAUUACGUAUUGCUUCUCAUUGUGUGCCUGAGGAACAUGGAGCAGUUUUCCUGGAACUCAGAUCACCUCUGGGUGCUGCUUCCCGACGUCUUCAUGGUGAUCUUGUCUGAGGUUGCGGUUGACGUCGUCAAGCACGCCUUCAUCACUAAAUUCAAUGACAUCACAGCUGAUGUCUAUAGUGAAUAUAAAGCCAGCUUGGCCUUUGAACUUGUCAGCAGUCGACAACAGAAUGCCUACACAGACUACAGCGAUUCAGUGGCAAGACGGAUGGGCUUCAUUCCUUUGCCUCUUGCUGUACUGUUGAUUCGAGUGGUGAUGAGCUCAAUGAAGAUCCAGGGUGCUCUCUCAUCUGUCUGUCUGCUCCUCUUUUAUCUUGGAUUGAUAACACUGAAAGUGUUAAAUAGCAUAGUUAUUCUGGGCAAGUCCUGUCGCUAUGUGAAGGAAGCUAACAUGGAGGGUAAGCUGUUUGAAAGACCAACACCUCAAACCUCAAAACAAACUCCCAAGAAAGCCAAACCAGCCAAAUCUCCUCCACCCUCAGCUGAACCUAAAGUGCAGCGACCCUCCACCUCCAUCACCAAGCAGCCGAGCCCAAGAGCGAAGCCUUUUCCCCCAACACCACCUCCUGUAACUGAGGUGACCAGUGAUCCGCCCCCAGAUUCUCCUCCUAAACCAGAGGAGAGCAGCAGCGAGACGCCACAAUCCACUGAACUGAAACACAGAACCACCAAAAAAGAUCUGUUGGAGAUCGACCGCUUCACAAUAUGCGGCAACCGAAUCGGGUGAACUUUAACCCCUUCACCAUAGUAACUGCUCAGGAACGAAAGUGGAGAAGACUCAGAGUCUGAGUCCGACAUAAUUGCAAAGGCUUUCGAGCGAGUUCUUCAGAGGUUGCUAACUGGAAUAACUGGAAAAUUACUCGUUUUGCCGUCCUCUCUGCUUCUAUUUCUGUGGAAUUCUUCUAUCAAAGGAAGCAAAUUGUUUGCAUAAAUCAUUCGAAACAAAAAGUCUAUUCGCCUUCAGCAGCCAGGCAUAUCACAUUGUGUAGAAUCUAAGUUGCUUUAGGAGGUGUUUCCCAUGAUUUUAUGAAAACAUCCUGAACAUUAAAUGAGGCAUUAACUUUUUACAAACUAAACCUUUCCCACUUGAAAUUUGUGAUUGAAUGGAAACUAAAAAGCAUAAAUAUAUUUAGUUUUUAAACUAAAAAGAGUACAACUGAUUCAAAUAAAUAGAUAAAGUUGUAUAUAUUCACACACUUUUGGCUUAGAAUAAUAUGCUAAAUGGGUUUGCCAAUAAUGCUGCCAUUAGAUUUGAUCAGUCUAGCAACUAUUUGUUUUUAGGACUUGGAAAGGUGUUAUUUAAGUCUGUAUUAUAACAGUCUUUUCAUUAUCUUCUCAAAAGUUUCUUCAAAACUCAUGACUGACAGAAAGGGAAGGUUUGGCUAAUCUAAUGCCAGGCUGCUUGAUAAUUCAGCUCUGUAUAAAAUACAUGGUGCCAAUCCAGCUGACUUAACUUUGCACUGAUCUACCACGUUGUCUUAAGCUGUACAGAGUAUUUUUGUUUCUCAGUAUGAUAUUUACAUGUUUACACCAGCUAUGAAAGAGCAAAUACCUAUUUCAAAUGAAGUGUAACAAAACGAGUGUUUUUUGAAUACACAUUGUUAGUGUAUUUUGAAAUUCAAAUCAUCUGUGACCAAUCAUAUCCUGAGAGACUAUUGUUUGAUAUAAUUAAUAUUGCGUUGUUUUAAAUGUAAUUAAAUUAUUAUCCAGUAAUUAAUAGUUCAAUAUCAUGUUUGUACAGUUUUAUAAUGUUGCUUAGAAGUUGAUUUUGCGGUGAGGAAAGUCGAAUGUCAAUUAAGUCUGUACAGCCUUGGAUAUUCCGUCAUUCUCUUUUGACUGAAAUUGUUUUAUGAGAAUACCUUGUUCCUGCCAUGUUCUGAAAUGUGCAUUUGCAUUUCAGUAUGUUGUAUUUCGUUUCUAAUGUUUUUGGAAAGAUUCUAAACAGGGUUGCACAGGUUGUCGUCCUUACAGUGUAUUCUCUCUUUUUUUUUUUCUUUUUUUUUAAAAAGUACCAUAAUGCUUAAAAGUAGUUUCAUAUGUAAAUGUUGAAGACUAAACCAUUGUUUUUAUGUAGUUCCAGCAAAUAAAAGUUGUU